This is a messenger RNA of Malania oleifera, 3009 nucleotides long. RefSeq names its product polyadenylate-binding protein-interacting protein 3-like. Gene Ontology annotation, cellular component: cytoplasmic stress granule. NCBI's taxonomy places the organism in Eukaryota, Viridiplantae, Streptophyta, Magnoliopsida, Santalales, Ximeniaceae. The transcript has 17 exons. Bases 407 to 2356 code for a protein of 649 amino acids. Gene Ontology annotation, biological process: cytoplasmic stress granule assembly. The record is from RefSeq and is a predicted model, not a curated record. Gene Ontology annotation, molecular function: RNA binding.
AUCCCUCUCCCCCUUCGUCCACCGGCUUCACCUCUCCUCCUUCACCAGAACACACCCCCCCACUCGCAGCAAAAACGUUAUUUUCAAAUUACUCUCUCUCUCUCUCUCUCUCUCUCGAUCACCUCUCUCUCUCUCUCUUCCCUUCUCCCCGUUGUUUUCACUCUGCAACAUUGAGGCCUCGUGAUUCGAGCAUCUGAUCUCCUUCGCGCCCUUCCUUUGGAAACCCUAACAGACCCCAAAUCGAGCUAUAACCCUAACUUAAUCACUCUUCUCCCUCUUCCACUCUUUGCAUGCGAAGGGCGAUUGUAUAAUUAUAGGGCAAGGAACACAAGGAAUUCAUUUCAGCUCCAAAGGAGCUCUUGCGGGCAGCUCGUCCUGAAACGGUAGUUAGAGGCUGCUGCUGGGGAUGAAUCUGCGACAGGUCAUGCAGCCAAGAUCUUCUGCCAAUGGAUUUGGCCGCCGACGAGUUGACAGGGAAGUAGGGACUAGGCCGGAGAAUAAGAUGCAGUCUGGAAAAUCAGACCCUCGCAGGUUUAUAAAUGCAGGUGAACUGACUGGCAGCAAAAGUGGAGGAUAUGGAAGUCCUUCACGUGAUCGACUAGUAUAUUUUACAACAUGUCUUAUUGGACAUGAUGUGGAGGUUCAGGUGAAAAAUGGAUCUAUAUAUUCUGGAAUUUUUCAUGCAACAAACGCUGAAAAAGAUUUUGGAAUUAUCUUGAAAAUGGCUCGUUUGAUAAAGGAUGGGUCGUUGCGAGGACAGAAGGCUAUUUCAGAGUCUGUUAGCAAGGCUCCUUCCAAAAUUUUAAUUAUACCUGCGAAAGAACUUGUACAAGUGAUUGCAAAGGAUGUGUCUAUAACCAUGGAUGGCUUGACAAAUGAGCUCCAAAGAGAAAAACAGCAGGAAAUUAUGCUAGACUCAUUCAUAUCACAAUCUCGUAAUGCAGACGCAGAGAGAGAACUUGAACGUUGGGUCCCUGAUGAAGAUGAUCCACAGUGUCCUGAAUUGGAGAAUAUUUUUGAUGAUCAUUGGAAUAGGAACUGGGAUCAGUUCGAAACAAAUGAAGCAUUAUUUGGAGUUAAAAGUACCUUUGAUGAAGAACUUUAUACAACAAAACUUGAAAAGGGUCCUCAGAUGAGAGAGUUGGAAAGGGAAGCUUUGAGAAUUGCGAGAGAAAUUGAAGCUGAGGAAACUAAUGAUUUUCAUUUAGCAGAGGAAAGAGGCAUCCAACCUCAAGAAAAUAUUGAUAUCGAUGAGGAGACAAGAUAUUCAUCUGUCUUAAGAGAAGUUGACGACAGUGGAUACGCAGAUGAUGAGGACACUAUAGUUGAUUUACGCAACAAUGAAACUUUUGGAGGCUCUUCUAAUUCUGCUAUUAACAGGUCCUUAACUGACUCGAGAAGUGGGAAAAGCAAUGGUGGAACUCAUGGAUCGUCAAACUCUCAGUCUGUGGAGGAAGCAGAGUCUUCUCAAUCAGGCAGUGGCAAGGAUUUGUAUCGAUCUAUUUCUAAUGAUCAUGUUAGGCAGCUGGCUUUUGAACUUGUUUCUAAAAAUUCUUCAGCUUUGGACAGCGAAAGAAGGAUUCAGGAUAAUGAUUUCAGUGGACAGCAUGGAGUAAAUAGUAACUCUGAGGAUAUUGUAGAAAAGCAAAUGUCAGGUGAGGAGGCUCAAAUGACUAACUUGGAGGAUUCACAUAUAUCACUUGAUGGGAAUAAAGAUGUCACAGAUAAAGGGGGAUUAUCCCUUAAUGCUUCUGCAUAUGCUCCUGCUUCUUCUGUUUCAUCAAAGGGUCAGGAGAAGACAAGUUCUCCUGGUGAAUCAUCAGAAGGUGCAGUAGUUGGCAAAACACAUGUUGCACAAUCAGGAAACUCCCGUGGACAACCUGGCGGCUCUACUUCAUCUGCUUCAGAUUGUGUAGGUGUUGCCUCUGCUUCUAGUGGGCCCAGUUUAUCUCCAAGCUCAUCAAUGGGUUCAUUAUCUUCAGAAAAAUCAAGUCUAAAUCCCCAUGCUAAGGAAUUCAAACUCAAUCCCAAUGCAAAGAGUUUUGUCCCUUCACAAACACCAUUAAGGCCUGCAUCUCCAGCGUCUGAAGGUUCUUUUUAUUUUCCAGCUAAUGUGCCCGCUGUCCCACACAUGCAUGGCAUGCCUUUGGGUUUUGGAAUUGGGCCUUCAUUUCCUGGGCACCAGCCUGUCAUUCUUAAUACACCAGCUGCAGCACCAAUGCAAACACCACAGGCAUACUUCCAUCCAAAUGGGCCUCAGUAUGGGCAGCAGAUGAUUGUUGGCCACCCGAGGCCGGUCUUGUACAUGCCAGGCUACCCCCCUGAAGGACAUAUGACCUACCCUCCAAGUCGAUGACAUGGCCAGACAAAGUUAACUGCUGUUGCGGGACACCUUUUUGCAACCAGCUAAUUUAAGACACUGCAUCAUAGAGUUGGGGCCAAAUUCAAUUUCCGAUAACUUGUGUGUCCCUAUCUCUACCUUACAAUAAAUGGCAUUCACAUUCUUAACUAUUCAGUUAAUUGCAUACUCGUCCUGACAGGAAAGGCCGUGCAAAGGAAGAUAUUUUUAGCCACAGUUGAUUUGACUUCAUUCUCGGUGGUUUCACAAAGAAUAAACUUCUGAGGGACUGCUCGAAACAGUUUUUCCCGUGGAGAAAACCUUAGCAGUCCAUGAAAGAUCCAAUGGUUCUCAAGUUAUAUUUUUGCCAGGGAAAGUUCAGUCUUGGAGGGAUAUUUUCAUACCCAUACCGUGGUGUUGGGGGACUUGUUGGUCCUACUACGCACGCUCUACUUUUUGCAUUUCGAUAUUUGUAAUAUGGAACCAUUUGAGGAGCAAAAAAAAGUUAAAAAUCUUCCGAACUGCCAUUCUUGCAUCUUCCAUUUCUCCAGAAGAGCAAGAAAAAACUUACUCGAAUUCUCUACCUUAAAUUAUCGCUUGUAACAGUCGCACAUUUGUUCGUAUUGGCUUUUUAAUUGCAUGUUUUGUGCGGCUGUGCCCCUUAUGUCUAA